AUCUCCACUUCUGCACGAUAGACGCGGCAACGUUAGACGGAGACUAGUUUGUGCCGAGCUCCCGCGUGAUAGGAAGGUGGGUACGUACAAAGACUCAAAAUCGCUUUCGAUUUCCCUGCUUGUCUCCAUCUGGCUUGUCCUUCCAUCCUUUCUUUGUCUGACCAGAACACAGUAGCAAUCAUGCCUCCAAUCGCCAUCACACCUCCAGCCGAGAACGAAACGACGACGGACCUCACCACCGCGGGAAUCAAAGACGCCCUCAAGAAAACCGCACCGUCACAGCUCAAAUCCGCCGCCCUGACAGACGACAUCACAAACCUCCCACCCACACCAAAGACCGAGAAUGGCACUGAGACUCCACUAAGAGAACUGGAUGCGUCCCGCCUCAAAUGCACCUACACCACCUCCCCGCGCCCCGUCCCUGCCGCCGGUUCCGCAGAACAGGCCUCUCAGAGAGUAUGCACCGACCACAUGAUCCAAGCCCAUUGGACCUCCUCCACCGGCUGGCAAGAUCCGUCUCUCCAACCAUACGGCCCGCUGUCCCUCAUGCCCACGGCAUCCUGUCUGCACUACGCAACUGAGUGCUUCGAGGGCAUGAAACUCUACCGCGGCUACGACGGCAAACUGCGCCUCUUCCGCCCCGAGCUAAACUGCAACCGCAUGCUCAUGAGCACGAACCGCAUCGCGCUGCCCGCCUUCCCGCCCUCGGAGCUGCUCAAACUCAUCGCCGCACUCUGCGCCACCGACGGCCCGAAGUGGCUCCCACGAGACAACCCAGGCGCCUUCCUCUACAUCCGCCCCACGAUGAUCGCCUCCGACCCCGCCCUCGGCGUCCAGCGCCCCAACGAAGCCCUCCUCUUCGUCAUCCUGACCUGCUUCCCGCCCAUGGACCACCUCCCCGCCGGCAUGAACCUCCUCGCCAGCCACGACGACAUGUGCCGCGCCUGGCCCGGCGGCUUCGGCUACGCCAAGGUCGGCGCUAACUACGGGCCCUCGCUGCUCGCACAGGGCGAGGCGCGCAGCCGCGGCUUCCACCAGAUCCUGUGGCUGUUCGGGCCGGACUGCGCGGUCACAGAGGCCGGCGCGAGCAACUUCUUCGUCGUGUGGCGCUCGCGCGCGGGCGUCGUGCAGCUCGUGACUGCGGGGCUGGGGGAUCGCAUCGUGCUGGACGGCGUCACGCGGCGGUCUGUGCUGGAGCUUGCGCGCGGGCGGCUCGCUGCCGGAGAGGGGUACGCGGGGCUUGAACGCGUCGAGGUGGUGGAGCGGACGUAUACGAUGCAAGAGGUCGUUGAGGCCGCGGAGGAGGGCCGCUUGAUCGAGGCGUUUGCCGCGGGCACCGCGUGGUUUGUGGCGCCGGUCGCGCGGAUACAUUUUCGCGGCAGGGAGUUUGGUGUGCCGAUGGGGAAGGAGGGGAGGAUGGGGGAGUAUACGCGCGUGCUGAAGAGUUGGUUGAGGGGGAUUAUGUGGGGGGUUGAGGGGUGGGAGGGGCAUGAGUGGGGGCAUGUUGUUGAAGAGGAGGAGUAAGAGGAGAAAAGGGAGCUGUGGGGAGCCUGGCUGUGUGUGUGUUACGGACCUGCCUUUUCAUUGCUUUCGUUGACUAGCAUAUGGCGUUUCGGAGUGGGGGGGUUAACAUUCACCCUUUUGUCACAUAAGCAGCGGGUGAGAAUCGUUAGUUACGGUUAUGUCGAGCGAGUGUUCAAGCACCCAAAAUUGCAGCUUACGUCGCGCCAGCAGCAGCGGGCAGUGUAUUCAUCAAAAAGACCAUUUAUCCAGACCGUUUCCCCUAAACCGUUCCAUCCUACUCUACGGCUGCCCUGCCACAUCUAUCUUCGUUGUGCCUUGUAUUGUCUUGUCUC
Molecule: messenger RNA, 1856 nt
Organism: Trematosphaeria pertusa
Lineage: Eukaryota; Fungi; Ascomycota; Dothideomycetes; Pleosporales; Trematosphaeriaceae
Product: branched-chain amino acid aminotransferase II
Exons: 1
Coding region: 181-1524 (447 amino acids)
Biological process (GO): L-leucine biosynthetic process; L-valine biosynthetic process
Cellular component (GO): mitochondrion
Molecular function (GO): branched-chain-amino-acid:2-oxoglutarate transaminase activity
Source: RefSeq, a predicted model, not a curated record